UCCUGGUGGGGGGCUCUAGAGAUGUCACUGUUUUCCACGGAUCUAUACCUGUCUUGUGCUCAACAAAUCAAACAUGUGCACACAGAAUUCCCUUGCUGUGCUGGUGGAUUCCUGUUUUUCAUGGAAAAAUAGAAAAAUACCUAUGGAACUACUGAGUUCCCCCACUCUGGUGGAUUCCCUCUGAAUAACGGAGAAGGUGGAAGGGCUGGUGCCAGGUUAGAGCAGCCUGGGAUUGCACCUGAGACACGGAGAUGGGAGAAGAUGUGAGGAAGCCCUUGGGUUCUGCUGGCAGGAGAAGGUGAUCUGACUGCGCUGGGUUGGGAUGGAGGAUAAAGUGUCCUGCUCGGGGCAUGGGUUCUACUGGGAAUCAUGUUGUCCAUCCUUCUGUCCUGUCUCUGGCAGGUCUAUAACCUGACUCAGGAGUUCUUCCAACGAGGUAAACCAGUCAAUGCCGAGAGCCAGAACAGUGUGGGCGUCUUCACGCGGGACGUCGUGCGCAAACGCGUCAAGGCCGACCCGGAUGACACGGAGGCCGUCAAGAAGCUGAAACUGGCCAUGAUCCAGCAGUACCUGAAGGUAGAGAGUUGUGAGAGCAGCUCCCACAGCAUGGAUGAAGUCUCGCUGAGUGAAUUUGGGGAAUGGACCGAGAUCCCUGGGGCUCAUCACGUCAUUCCUUGUGGUUUCAUUAAAAUUGUGGAGAUUUUGGCCCGCUCCAUUCCCAAGUCUGUCAUUCAGCUCCGCAAGCCGGUCAAGUGCAUCCACUGGAACCAGUCGGUCAGCAAGGAGAUUGAGAGGGUGGCUGACCACAACAGUGACCUCCCUGAGGAGAACAAGAGCUCUGAUGUCUUCGUGGAGUGCGAGGACUGUGAGUUCAUCCCAGCUGACCACGUCAUCGUGACCGUGUCACUGGGAGUCUUGAAGAAACGCCACGAGAGCCUGUUCCACCCCCGCCUGCCCGAGGACAAGGUGAUGGCCAUUGAGAAACUCGGGAUCAAUACGACUGACAAGAUUUUCCUGGAGUUCGAAGAGCCUUUCUGGAGCUCUGAAUGCAACAGCAUCCAGUUUGUCUGGGAGGAUGAGGCAGAGAGCGAGAGCUUGACUUACCCCGAGGAGCUGUGGUACAAGAAGAUCUGCAGCUUUGACGUGCUGUACCCACCGGAGAGGUACGGCCACGUCCUCAGUGGCUGGAUCUGUGGAGAAGAGGCUUUGAUUAUGGAGAAGUGUGAUGAUGAAACUGUGGCAGAAACCUGCACCGAAAUGCUACGUAAAUUUACAGGGAAUCCAAACAUUCCGAAACCUCGCCGGAUCCUGCGGUCCUCCUGGGGCAGCAACCCCCACUUCCGUGGAUCCUACUCCUACACCCAGGUUGGGUCUAGUGGGGCCGACGUGGAGAAACUCGCUAAACCACUGCCUUACGCCGAGAGCUCCAAAACUCCUCCGAUGCAGGUGAUGUUUUCGGGGGAGGCCACUCACAGGAAGUAUUAUUCCACGACCCACGGUGCUGUGCUCUCUGGGCAGAGAGAGGCUGCUCGUCUCAUUGAGAUGUACCAGGACCUCCUGCAGUGCCGGACCUGAAAGAGCCCUGCCGGUGACCACCACACCUCCCAGACCCUCCUGCAGGUGUGUGGAGGGGCUCUUUUUUAAUUCAGUUCACAGUAGAACAGCCUUUAUCUUUUCUAUUAAAAAAUAAAAACCCCUAAUUGUUAAAAAUGUUAGUCAUCAAUAGCUUCAUUUCCAUGUGCUGUAUUGUUAACAGGGGAAGGGUGCUCCUUUGGUCUGGUAAACCGUUUCUUUGUCAUUUUAAUUCUAAUUUCACUUUUGGUGCCUAUCAUAUGUUUUUUUUUUUCUCUGUUUCUCUUUCUGUAUUGUAAGUGCCUUCUAUACUAAAAUAAAUGUUGUAAUAAAAAGACUGGGUGCUGUGGUA
This is a messenger RNA of Lepidothrix coronata (blue-crowned manakin), 1924 nucleotides long. RefSeq names its product spermine oxidase (gene SMOX). The coding region runs from base 370 to 1575 and encodes 401 amino acids. The record is from RefSeq and is a predicted model, not a curated record. The transcript is spliced from 4 exons. NCBI's taxonomy places the organism in Eukaryota, Metazoa, Chordata, Aves, Passeriformes, Pipridae. Gene Ontology annotation, molecular function: polyamine oxidase activity.